Messenger RNA from Mauremys mutica (yellowpond turtle), 1525 nucleotides. RefSeq names its product transforming protein RhoA-like. Gene Ontology annotation, biological process: cell migration; stress fiber assembly; small GTPase-mediated signal transduction. Bases 224 to 805 code for a protein of 193 amino acids. Gene Ontology annotation, molecular function: GTPase activity; GTP binding. The record is from RefSeq and is a predicted model, not a curated record. NCBI's taxonomy places the organism in Eukaryota, Metazoa, Chordata, Testudines, Geoemydidae. The transcript has 5 exons. Gene Ontology annotation, cellular component: dendritic spine; cleavage furrow.
CUGACUGCCAGGCGCUGGGGCUGGAUCACUUGAUAACUUCCCUGUUCUGUUCAUUCCCCUGAAGCUCUGGCACGGGGCACUGGGCUCGCUGGACCGUUGGUCUGACCUAGUAUGACUGUUCUCAUGUUCCUGUGUCCCGAUCUCAACUGCUGAAAGCCCCCCCCCUUCUCCCGCCCCGUCGGAGCGGUCAGUGUCAGUGGGGCAGUGCACGUAGGCAGCAGAGAUGGCUGCCAUACGGAAGAAACUGGUCAUCGUGGGAGAUGGCGCCUGUGGCAAGACCUGCCUCCUCAUCGUCUUCAGCAAGGAUCAGUUCCCGGAGGUCUACGUCCCCACGGUCUUCGAGAACUACGUGGCUGACAUCGAAGUGGACAGCAAACAGGUGGAGCUUGCGCUGUGGGACACAGCUGGCCAGGAGGACUACGACCGCCUGAGACCCCUGUCCUACCCUGACACAGACGUCAUCCUCAUGUGCUUCUCCAUCGACAGCCCUGACAGCUUGGAAAACAUCCCGGAGAAAUGGACCCCGGAGGUGAAGCAUUUCUGUCCCAACGUGCCCAUCAUCCUGGUGGGCAACAAGAAGGAUCUGCGCAACGACGAGCACACGCGCCGGGAGCUGGCCAAGAUGAAGCAGGAGCCGGUGAAGCCGGAGGAGGGCCGGGACAUGGCCGGCCGGAUCAGCGCCUUCGGGUACCUGGAGUGCUCGGCCAAGACGAAGGACGGGGUGCGUGAGGUGUUUGAGAUGGCCACGCGGGCCGCCCUGCAGGCCAAGCGUGGGCAGAAGAAGCCCCACUGCCAGCUGCUGUAACCCCCCUGCUCCCACCAGGCCCUCCCUCUGACCCCCUGCUUGGGGUGGGGGAAGGAGCUCAGGGCCCCUUAUCACAGCCCCACGGGUAGAGCCACCCUCUCCUCUGGCUGCCACAGCUGUGGGGGGUGAUUUGUGGCACAGCCCCCCCCAUCCCCAGCCAUGGAGGGCCCCCAGCCUCUCUCCCUGAACAGUUUGGGGGGGGGGCAGGGCUGCCCUGGGGGCUGCCCCCGGCAGCUCCACUGCCUCCUGGUGGCUCUGCCCCAGCCCUUCCAGUCCCCCUCAAUGGGGGCCUGACAUCACAGGGCUGCCCUGCCCCUUGUGACCCAUAGCCUCCUGCUGAGGGGCUCAGCCCUCUACUGGCAGGGGAGGGCUGGAUCACAGCAUGGUGCCCCUUGCUGGGCUCUGCCCCCAGGGCGGGGGAGUGGGUGCUGCCCCCUGCUGUACAGAUUUCUUCCUCCUCCUAUUUAUCUCUUGCCAAGCGGGGGCCCCCCCAGAGAACUCUAUAUUUUUAUGCAGAGGCGCUGCGGGCCGCUUUGCCCGUGGAGGGCACCUGGCUCCCCCCACCCCCGCGGGUCCCGGGCCCUCCGCACUAGCAAGUGCCACGGGUGGGGCGCUGUGGGCGCCCGGCCGCUCUGUACUCGCCGGGGAUGGUGGUCGUUACUUUUCAACUGUACUUGAAAGACAAACAGCUCUGUAAUAAAUUUGUAGCAAUGUUUAGUA